Molecule: messenger RNA, 700 nt
Organism: Drosophila erecta
Lineage: Eukaryota; Metazoa; Arthropoda; Insecta; Diptera; Drosophilidae
Gene: Alg14
Product: UDP-N-acetylglucosamine transferase subunit ALG14 homolog
Exons: 1
Coding region: 83-658 (191 amino acids)
Biological process (GO): dolichol-linked oligosaccharide biosynthetic process
Cellular component (GO): UDP-N-acetylglucosamine transferase complex
Source: RefSeq, a predicted model, not a curated record
AUUAAUCGAUAAAUUGAAAUCGACUUGAAAUGUAAACAUUCCAUUUUGUUGUUAUUUAAAUGGGAUUUAUGUGGAGGACAACAUGAAGAACAGUACGCCUCAGCCCACCUACGUAAUACUGGGCUCCGGCGGCCACACGGCGGAAAUGUGCCGGCUGACCCAGGCGCUGCUGCAGCAGGCAGACAUCGAGCAGACGAAGAAGUACCAGCCAAUUAGACUGAUCCUGGCUAGCAGUGACUCCACCUCCGAGCGCCAGUUCAGGCAGGCGCUGCCGCAGGCAUCUCAGAAGGCGGAAUUCGUGAAGGUACCACGCAGCCGCAACGUGGGCCAAUCCUGGCUCACCAGCAUCUUCACCAGCCUGUGGGCACUUCUGUGGAGCUGCUAUAUGGUCUGGCGGGAUCGCCCCCAGCUGAUCCUCUGCAAUGGACCCGGCACCUGUGUGCCUUUCUGCUACGCCGCCUACUUGUGGCGCCUCUUCGGACGCCUGCCCUCCCACUCCAGGAUAGUGUUCGUGGAGAGCUUUUGCCGCGUGGAGACGCUCUCGCUUAGCGGACGCCUGCUCCUGCCGCUGGCGGAUCUCUUUGUGGUCCACUGGCCAGCGUUGGCCACGCGCUAUGUGGGUAAGAAGAACGUGCGAUAUUUUGGGCGCAUCAUUUAACAGUUUUUUAAUAACAAAUAAAACGAAUUCUGAAAAACUUAA